UCUAUGCUAAAGCCUGGAAUAAAUUGGAAGGAAAAGUAAAGAUGAACUCAGAAAACUGGCUUUGGUCUUUAGCGGGCAUAAGCAUUACUGGAGUAGAGGGUGACCAAUAUUCGGUUAAAAAAACAACAGAGUUUCUGAGGAAAAAAUACAUAAAACCAGCAAUCUCUCUCUCAGUUCAAGAUGAAAACAGUUUGGCGGAAGAUCUAUGGGUACAAUCUGAUUGUCCACACUGUCAAGGGAUAUUGCAGACAAUAGAACACUUUACAACAGAAUGUAAUCUGAGUCGACAAAUCUGGAACAUUAUAUACUCUAGCAUACCCGCCUUGGAAAAUAUAUCACCCCCAAGCUCUUCUAAGAAAAUACUGCAACCUAAUAGCAGGAUGGAAAAGGAUAUGAGACCCGCGGUUAGAUGGUUACAUGUUUUUGGUGUCUACGAAAUAUGGUUAUACUAUACACAAGCCAAGUGGGGUCUUUCUCCAGUACCAGAACCUGCUAUACCAUUUAUUACCAAAAAUCGUCUAAAAAAAGCCAUUUACAGUCUACAAAAUGGUCGCAAUAAUAACAAGGAGAAAAAUAAUUUACUUAAAUUUAUCAAAACAUAG
Messenger RNA from Scutellospora calospora, 602 nucleotides. Lineage: Eukaryota; Fungi; Glomeromycota; Glomeromycetes; Diversisporales; Gigasporaceae. The record is from the annotation of a GenBank genome assembly.